Pezoporus flaviventris is the source of this 2312-nucleotide messenger RNA. RefSeq names its product transmembrane protein 268 (gene TMEM268). The transcript has 9 exons. Lineage: Eukaryota; Metazoa; Chordata; Aves; Psittaciformes; Psittacidae. The record is from RefSeq and is a predicted model, not a curated record. Bases 1131 to 2162 code for a protein of 343 amino acids.
UCCGUCCAUUCCCAGCCUCCACGGAUCCUCUGGCUUUUGGCAAGCCAUGAAACCAGAAUUCACAGGCUGAUGGGCCCUUUUCCCUGCGGUGUCUCUCAGUGUUGUCUCUUCACAUGGACACAAAUGACUCCUCCAGCACGUGAAGCUGUCCUGGGGGCUCUGCCUGACCCUGCUGCUUCUAUUCUGAGUCCAGCAUCCAGAGAGGAAACUCGCACCCAUCCUCUGCACCAGCACAGCCAACUGCUUGAGGAGGGUGCAGUUCUGACCCCCUGUGCUAUUCCUGCUUCUCUGUGCUUUAACCUCUCCUAUUGCUGGGUACGCAGUGACCCGUUCUCAGCCUUGAGGUCUUUGUUCACCUCUCCUCAUUUCUCCAGCCCUUGCGCUGAUGCUUGGCUUUAGCUCUAUUGGCAGCAACCAACCUGAUGCAACCUUCAGAGUCCUGCCCAGCUGAUGGAGGAGGAGGAGAAGCCUUCUGCCUGUGCCACUUCAGCUCUUCACUGCCUUUAGGGUGCAGCUCUGGCCCCCAACCCUGCGGAGAUGAGGAUAACUCCUAUGGCAGGAUCUGCUCCCAUGGCUGUGUCUUUGGUGGGGGAGCGCUGUAAAGCAUGAAACCACACUUGUGAAACCAGCCCAGGGCAGAAGUCACAUGCACGAGGGAGACGUUGCAAGUUGGUGCUUGCAGCUCAUAAGAGGCAGUGCGGAGGUGCAGGCUCCUUGCCUUGGCUGAGCCCUGCCUGGUUAGCCCCUGGUGCCCAGGAGAUGCAGAGAGGAGACUGACCCAGAGCACAGGCUGGGGCUGUGGGGCUGGAGACCCCGCAUGGGGCAGAGGGGAAUGGCAGCAGAUAAAGGACAGUGAGGAGGAGGAGGAGGGAGCUGAGCUCGCUCCCCGGCAGCAAGAGCUGAGCUGGAUCAGGGCUGGAAGAUGCCUUGUUGCCCAUGGAAAGCAGGAUCUCAAGGAAGCCAUCAGUGGGAGUGCGAAUGAGGAUUUCACAAUCUGCUCCCCAGCCAGGAGAACAAACCACCUGCCCUGGGGCUGACGCCGUGUUUCUUAGCCGUGGAAGAUAAGAGACAGACAAAGUGCUGGAUUUGUGACAGUGCAGCCCCGUCCCCACAGGAGAGGCACCUUCAGCAUGGCCCAUGCAAGCCAAACUGGUGGAACUGAGAAAAACGGGUCACUGCCCUCCAUCCUCUACUGUAAGAGUGAUUUAAAGGAAGGAUCCCUGCAAUGGGUGAAAGAACCCCUCAAUGGGCAGGUGCUCAUGGUGCUCAGCAUGGACAACAGCUGCUCAGCCACCUCCUUUGAUAUGGAGCUUUGUGCAGAGAAACUCCAGUCCCUUGGGGUUCAGGUGGCGGCGGAGCAGUGGAGAAGGUUGAUCCAGGAUGCUGUUCUGAAGCCUGAGGUGAGACGGUACAUGUUCUACAACUCCAGGGCAUUCCAGAUAGCCAUUGCUGUGGUUUUCUACAUGUCUCUCUGGACAAACAUUUACACCACAGUCCAGCUGUGCUCCUUCGGACGCUACUGGGAGGCCAGCGUGCUGGUGACCCUGGCUGCUGUAGCAGUCACUGUGGUUGUGAUCCUGGUUAUUGACCAUCGCCAGAGGAAGAUAAAUGUGAACACAGACGUGAGGCUGGCCGCUGUCAAUGAAGUCUUUAUCAAACACAGUUUAAUUCUGGGCAUUACAGAUGUCCUGGAUGGGCCACACAGCAUCCUACAACUGUGGUUUGUGCACUUCAGCCCAGAGCGCUGCCUCCAGUCCUUAUCAGCCCACAUCAGGGACCUGCAGAGGACCCGGGAGCCGGCCCUGCGGCACAGCCUGGAUGAGCUCUGUGUGGUUAUGGAAGCAGUGGUUUCCCCUGACCUGGGCACGGAGGAGGAGGCUUCGCGUGAGGAGUCCCCUCUGUUAUCCAGUGGGGUGAACCUAAAUAAGGAGCCUGUGACAUGCAAUGAGCUGCUCCACCUUGUUCCUGAAGGCCCACCAGAGGUGAUGGCCCAGCAGCUCCUGGUCAUCUUCAGUGGAUGCUAUGUCCGGCUCCUGGUGACCGGGCGGCUGCCCCGGGCCAUGGCAGGGGGGCACCUGGAGCAGAGCAGCGUGCCCUGUCUGUGCCAGUACAUCCAGAGCUCUGUGCUCAACGCCCACCGGAGCUGGUUCGUGGCACGGUGACCGGAGGGGGCUGCAGUAUGCAGAAAGGCAAGCUGUCCAUACACAGCAGUGUGAAGAUGUCGUGGAGCAGAGAGAACGGCUGCGAUUGCCCAUCCUGGACUCAGCUGGAUGAACAAGUGGAAGUAGGACUCUAAUAAACCAUACGAGACA